AUGCUGCCAGCGGUGCGCAGACUUUCUUCCAUUGCGCACGGCCUCUCGCCAUCUACGCGGCCAGGCUUCAUCAGGGCUGAUGAAAUAGAAAAGCUCUUCGCAUCCAUGAAGCUCUUUAAUAUUUCUUCGUCACCACCAGCAUCUGAGGUGAAUGGAGAAAACAAGCCGUCUGCAACUCCUGCCAGCCAUAUGAUUCGCAGACCAACAAAGACAGAAUUGGCUACUAUCAGACUGUUCCCAAAGGGUAGAUUUACAGUUUCAUUUGUAGUGGUGCAGUUUCUGCGCAACCAGGACUAUCCAUUUCAGCCAAGGGCCUUGUUACAGCCGCUUUCGAGCACCACAUCUUCCGAGGACGAUAGCAAUCAGCUUUACCUUACCCCUAGCUCGGAAAAUUCGCCAUUUGCGGCGCCGAUUUUCUUUGCCAAUGUCAAGAAGAAACGGAAAUCACGUAUGAAUAAACACAAACGCAAGAAGCGCAGGCGGGCUCUGCGCUAUAAGGCGUCAUCGAAUAAAUAA
Messenger RNA from Mitosporidium daphniae, 516 nucleotides. RefSeq lists its product as uncharacterized. Bases 1 to 516 code for a protein of 171 amino acids. NCBI's taxonomy places the organism in Eukaryota, Fungi, Microsporidia. The record is from RefSeq and is a predicted model, not a curated record. The transcript has a single exon.